Chaetomium globosum CBS 148.51 is the source of this 963-nucleotide messenger RNA. RefSeq lists its product as uncharacterized. The record is from RefSeq and is a predicted model, not a curated record. The coding region runs from base 1 to 963 and encodes 320 amino acids. The transcript is spliced from 2 exons. NCBI's taxonomy places the organism in Eukaryota, Fungi, Ascomycota, Sordariomycetes, Sordariales, Chaetomiaceae.
AUGGCCGACAUAGACAAGGAGCUCUGGGUGAGCGGCGACGAAGACGAAGGGUACUAUGACACUGAGGCUGCGGCACCUUCUGCCGAUCCCACCUUCUUCCAGCUUGACUUGGGACGUGUUGGGCAGAAAGGAGGAUUCCACACCCGCAACACGCCCGGUCAGAAGCAGCGUGGGCAAGUGACCGGACACACGGCCGGGUCCAAGUCGCGGCCAGCUUUCUAUCUUGGUUGCGAGGCCAAAGCCAUUAUUCACGGCACGCUCAACGAGAAGACAGGCGGACUCGCGACGCUCCUCGUCUAUGACUUCUCUUUCUUCUCCUACCGAUCCGUGCGUAUCAAGGAGGCGGACAUCCACUUCGAGUUCCGAAGCAAGGAUGGUAUUGCUGGAGCUGGCCCUCUGGUAGCCGAAAUGGCGCCCUCGGCGACUCAUACCAUGAUGCGUACCAACUCCACGGUGACGCGGACCGGCGAGCUGUCGGGAGGCCUGUCCGGCGGUGCUGUCGUCACUGCUCAGGGAGGCGCCAAAUUCAGUAAGACGGUUGAGAUGGAGGAGUCUUAUGCUGUCGAGGUGACGGGCAACCGGCCGGCCGAUGAUUUUGGAAACCGGUACCAAGCGUCCUGGUCCAUGAGGGAGAACACUGCGCAACAACAGGGUAUCAUGAGGCAGUUCCGCGCCUGUAUCCUCCUGGAACGGGAGACCGACGACGAAUUUCAAAUGAUCCCGACCAUCGAGGCGCGGCCCAACUUCACAACUUGGGUGGGAACCCUCUUCUCUUCAAGAACCCCCGACGACCCGGUUCUGUUUGACCCCCAGUUCGAGCCGCUCAAUGCGCUCGAUACCGAGAUUGACCAGUGGAAUCUGGGAGACGCGCCCAUAGACGAGCUCUGGGAUUGUACUUUCCAUCACUCUUUCGCAGAUGCCGUCAAGGACUCGAGGACGGGUGUUUCUAUCAAGGGGGCUUGA